Messenger RNA from Pisolithus orientalis, 1478 nucleotides. RefSeq lists its product as uncharacterized. Gene Ontology annotation, cellular component: nucleus. NCBI's taxonomy places the organism in Eukaryota, Fungi, Basidiomycota, Agaricomycetes, Boletales, Pisolithaceae. Bases 360 to 1391 code for a protein of 343 amino acids. Gene Ontology annotation, biological process: regulation of transcription by RNA polymerase II. The record is from RefSeq and is a predicted model, not a curated record. The transcript has 4 exons. Gene Ontology annotation, molecular function: RNA polymerase II cis-regulatory region sequence-specific DNA binding; DNA-binding transcription factor activity, RNA polymerase II-specific.
CAAUCUGUCAUAUGUUUUCUAGCCGAGUGGCUCACUUUUCUACGCGGGUGGCACCCCCUGGUGCUUGGACCACCCGACGUGAUUGCUGUCUGGAAAAUGACUUAAAUAGGUAGUUUCCGUUGUGGCAGGGCAAGUGAGGAAAAGCAAUCCAAUAUCAAGUGGUCCAACGGUGCGGUGUGUGGAAUGCCAUAAAGGAGGGGGCGUGUGGGCUGCACAAAAUUCAAGCCCGCUGGCGCCCACUUCCCUCUGAUCCGCGUUACGAGAUCAAUCGCUCCUCUGCUCCCCUUCUGUUCAUUGAACGAACCUCCGUUUGCCCUACCCCCCUAAGCCCAUCACCUAUUGCACCACACACUUUGGAAAUGCCUGUCACGCGUGCCUCCCCUGCAUUUGAACCUGGAUUGUGUCACAUUUGCGACAAGAAAUUGAGUCGGAAAGCUGAUCUUCCACGCCAUAUGCGUACGCAUGCAGCGAACAAGGAGGCGUUUAUGUUUCCUUGCCCCUACGCAGGGUGCGAGUAUAAGGCCCUUCAACGUUCUAAUUUGACCACGCAUAUUCAUACCCACACUGGUGCACGCCCAAACAAGUGCCCGCACCCAGAAUGCACCUACACAACUUCUGAUCCUGGCUCCCUUACACGUCACCGUAGAAAGGCCCAUGGUUACGAUCCCAAAGAUAAGAAAACUCGUUCAUCGGCGACAAAAUCCUGCAAAAAAACUCGGAAACGCGAACGACACUCCACAUACCCUUCCUCGUCACCAUCUUCUUCCGAGGAUUCGAGCUCUGACGAGUUUACGUGGCUUGAGCGUCAGCUGUCUGAGCUUGAUGAGCUCUUUGCGGAACAGUCCUCCUGUUCCGCCCUCAUACCUGGCCUUGUAGCCCCCAACACGUACCCUGCGUAUGACAGUGCACUGGCCACUCGCGCUGCAUCUUAUGACAACCUACCCUCAGUGUCUUAUUUGGUGGAGGACCCCUUCAACCCGGAACUUCUGUGUUCUCGAGGUAUCGAGAUACCAACUGUGUCCUACCCAUCGAUUUUUCAAGGUUUCGAGCAGGAGUUGCCAUAUAUCCAAAGCGGCGCAGACAUCUCUAAUCUCUGGAUUCCUGCGCCUUCUCCCGGCGACAACGAUAGCAUCUUCUCUGGCCCUGCUUAUAAUGCUUGUCAACAGGGCUUUGUUGCUCCGAUCCAACCCCUUCAGAGUGCUGGUGUUUUUCCCCACAACGACUCACCAUCUCUUACAUCUGGCGUUUCACGACCUCCCCUUGCAGAAUUUGAUGGAGGCUUCGCAUUCACUGACGUACUCGGACCGCAGGGAUUCCUUGGAUUCCCUAGCGUCAACGGAUUCGGCGUAGGUGCUGCCGACAUCUUCCCCCAAAUACACCUGCAAUGCUAGAGCUUGGGGCAGGAUAUAUCUGCCUUCUCACCAGCAUCUCACACAUACACCUGCACUAUGCGGGACUCGGCAUCAAACAUUUUCAUU